This is a messenger RNA of Entamoeba dispar SAW760, 435 nucleotides long. RefSeq lists its product as uncharacterized. Lineage: Eukaryota; Evosea; Mastigamoebida; Endamoebidae. The transcript has 2 exons. Bases 1 to 435 code for a protein of 144 amino acids. The record is from RefSeq and is a predicted model, not a curated record.
AUGUUUGUCCAAUUUAAAAUUAAGAAUGAAUAUGAUUAUCUUCGAAAAUUUCAAGCUUAUGCUUCAACUGAAUUCUGGAAAACUUUACAAGAAUCUCAAGGUCAAUAUCAAGUUACUGAAUGGAUGUUAAGAUUAUUUAAAGAAAGUCGUGGUAUUAAAAUGUUUAGUGGUUCAAAAGAAGUAUUUUUUACUUCUGCUAAUAUUAAAGAAAUAUAUCAAGUAUUACGUGUUGAAGAUUUUAGUGGAUCUACUGUUGAUGAAUUCAUGAGACUCUUCCAAAAAGUUGCUGAAGAUUCUGGACAAAUAGAAUUAGGUGAUUCUCAAUUUGAUGAUGUAGUCCCUGCAAUGGUUGUUGCAGAAUUUUUUAGGUACUUCUUAGAUGAAUGUUAUUCAUAUUUACAAAAUAUCUUAUCAACAACUUCCACCAAACUAUAA